Messenger RNA from Salmo salar (Atlantic salmon), 2192 nucleotides. NCBI's taxonomy places the organism in Eukaryota, Metazoa, Chordata, Actinopteri, Salmoniformes, Salmonidae. The record is from RefSeq and is a predicted model, not a curated record.
AGAAGCGCCACUGGUCUCCCCAGGAACAUUAAAGGUGAAGAAGCGCCACAGGUCUCCCCAGGAACAUUAAAGGUGAAGAAGCGCCACAGGUCUCCCCAGGAACAUUAAAGGUGAAGAAGCGCCACAGGUCUCCCCAGGAACAUUAAAGGUGAAGAAGCGCCACAGGUCUCCCCAGGAACAUUAAAGGUGAAGAAGCGCCACAGGUCUCCCCAGGAACAUUAAAGGUGAAGAAGCGCCACAGGUCUCCCCAGGAACAUUAAAGGUGAAGAAGCGCCACAGGUCUCCCCAGGAACAUUAAAGGUGAAGAAGCGCCACAGGUCUCCCCAGGAACAUUAAAGAAGGACUCACCGGUCAAGCCUUCGGUGGCCGAGUUGGCCGGGAGAUUCAAAGAUCACGUCAUACCGACACCAACUCCACACGACGAGAGCAAGCCUGUUAAAAGGAGACCUCCUCCGUGCUCCCUGCAGCUUCACAACAAGAAACAUGACCAUGAGGAACUGGAGAAACCCAGCAUCGUCUCUCCACACCCACCCAAAGUCAAGAUGAGGACUUCCAAGAGUUCCCCCCUCGUCGAGAGGCUACAGGCAAACCUAACCCUGUCGCCCACCUCUCUGCUACCCUCGCCCAAGAGUCCCGAGGUGAAGCUGGCGCCGACGCCCACCUCCCCCACAACCCAUUGCUUCUUUCCUACAAGCCCCUGCAGCCCACUCAGCCCCACCCUGAGGCCCCAGCUGUCCAUUGAGGAGGAGGAGCCGGUAUGCUUUGAGAGCCCGGCGGAGGGGACCCCAUUACCCAGCUUCAACAAGAUGACUUCAGGUAAUAGACCCAGGCUGACCACCAAUGAUGCAGCAGAGGAAGGAAACCCCUUGCUUUCUCCUGAACAGGUUCCUGUCGAUAACGGCGUGCAGCAUCGGGUUGAUGGAGAAGAGAUGACUUCAGGUAAUAGACCCAGGCUGACCACCAAUGAUGCAGCAGAGGAAGGAAACCCCUUGCUUUCUCCUGAACAGGUUCCUGUCGAUAACGGCGUGCAGCAUCGGGUUGAUGGAGAAGAGGUCAGUCAAGAGUCGAUCUCUCUCAUCGUACAGAACAGCAUCGCCAACAAAGAAAUGACCUGCAUCACGCACAGAAGACGGUGGAUGAUCCUCAUCUUCCUCAUCUUCCUCAUCCUGCUGGUGAUUGGAGUCUCCUUCGCUCUGUGUUUAGUGAUUCAUGAUGACGCCGAUGAGAAGUACAAUCCAACCUUGUUUGUGCUGCCGCGAUGUUUCAACGGAAGCUUCAAACUGACCAAUCAGAUAUUCAUACCAGAGCUGCUAUCCCCAGCGUCCAAUCAGAGUAAGGCCCUGUCCAGCCAACUACGAGAGAAGUUGUCUGACCUCUACAGUUCAUCUCCGGCCCUGAGUCGCUACUUCUCCAGUGUUGAAAUCUCUGACUUCAGAAACGGCUCUGUGGUAGCCGACUACCGGCUGGGGUUCCUGAUGCCCCUGAAUAAUGCCGAGUUGGAGCAGUUCACUCUGAGCAGAGAGAUGGUGUAUAAUGUCUUCAGACAGUCUCUCUAUGACCAAGACCCUGAGCUCAACCACCCACUGUAUAUACACCCGGCUUCACUGGACAUGCAGGUGACUGGUGAGAGCAGAAGUGACGUGCUGUAUUGCAAGAGGAUGAGCAGAUCAAGAGACCCACCUGAUCGAGUAGAAUAUCCCGACGGAUACAUAGAACCCAUGGACCAACCCAGACAGACACACACAGUGGAAUCCUGUGAAACUGGACCACUACUACUGGAUCAGUGGCAUGUACAACCUGACAGACUGUAUGACAAAUAGACAUUGAUGAGACUUUUCUACAUAUUCCAAUCAUUCCAUUUAUCUCAAGUAGCCAAGAGAAUGGAAAGACCUAAGUGUACUUUUGGAAUGAGGUGUUGACAUUAAGUGUUUAUAAGCGGUGUUUGACAGUGUAUUAUUUUAGCGUGUUAUAAAGUGUCAAAGUGGAUUAACAAUGUCUGUGGCCAAGCCAGAUGUUUUUAUCUGUUGUGUUGUGACUUCCUGAUACCUACUCUGUAGUAUAUAUAUAUCAUGUCUGAGGGGAGGACUAUUCCAACAUGAGGCAUUGCGUCAAUCUUUAUAUUCUUUUACAUUUUACACGAAUUGAUUGGAAACUGCAUUUUGUAAUUUUGUGAAAUAAAUGUUUUUAUUUUA